This is a messenger RNA of Panicum hallii, 1610 nucleotides long. RefSeq names its product FHA domain-containing protein FHA2-like. Gene Ontology annotation, molecular function: sequence-specific DNA binding; protein binding. Lineage: Eukaryota; Viridiplantae; Streptophyta; Magnoliopsida; Poales; Poaceae. Gene Ontology annotation, biological process: regulation of ribosomal protein gene transcription by RNA polymerase II. Gene Ontology annotation, cellular component: nucleus. The transcript is spliced from 3 exons. The coding region runs from base 144 to 1085 and encodes 313 amino acids. The record is from RefSeq and is a predicted model, not a curated record.
GGCUCAACGGAAACCCUCUCCUACCUCGCUGCCGGCGGGGGUACUUAAUCCCCGUGCAAUCCGGAGAGAAGAAUUUCGCCUGGGCGCCGCACCACCAUGCCCUAAUCCCCAAACGGUCCAAUUCCCGAAACCCUCGCAUCCGCAUGGUGAACCCCCGGGGCCCCGGCGCAGCCGCCGCCGCCGCGCCGGCGUCGUCGGAGCUGGAGGUGGGGUUCGCGAAGCUGCACGGUGAGUGCUUCGAGUACUACAUGCAGACCUACUCCAUCAUCCUCGGCCGCCACAGCCGCCGCGGCAGCAGCAAGGACCCCACCGCCCCGGCGCCGCCGGAGGCCGAUGACGGCGUGGACGUGGACCUCGGCGCGCUCGGCGGCGGCAUGAACGUCUCCCGCCGCCACGCGCGCAUCUUCUACGACUUCCCGCGCCGCCGCUUCGCGCUCGAGGUGCUCGGCAAGAACGGCUGCCUCGUUGAGGGCGUGCACCACCUCCCGGGCUCGCCCCCCGUCAAGCUCGACUCCCAGGACCUCCUCCAGAUGGGGGACGCCAAGUUCUACUUCCUGCUCCCGUCCCGCUCCGUCUUCGGCGCCAACGUCGCGCGGCGCGCCCCCGCCGUCCCGCGCGCCAUCCCGCCGCCUCCGUCUGAUGACGACGAGGACGAGGGGGAGGAACAGGGAGAGGCCUUGGCGGCGGCAAAGCAUCUGAGGAUCGGGAAUGACGGAAGAAGGUCGGACGCUGCAGGAUCAAAAGCUUACAAGGAAGCAGAUGAUCAACUAUUGCUUCAGUUGGAAGAGAAAGAUGUCAUCUCAUCAGCUGCUACUAUAUUGUCUGAUCUCUGUGGACCUCAAGAAUGGGUUUCUAUGAACAAGCUUCAUGAAGUGAUGUUUGAUAAGUACGGCAAUUUGUGGCACCACAGCAGGGUGCGGAAAUAUCUGACAUCAGAAGACUUUCCUGCGAGCGAAACUGAUGGUAGACCAUGGCAUGGACUCACAUUGCUGCUAAGGAAGUACCCUGAGCAUUUUGUGAUCAACAUUAGUAAAGCUGGGGGCCUGAGCACUGAGUUUGUCUCUUUGGUCUCACUGCAACCUUGAGAAUUUUCCAGACACCUUUCCAAGGGUGUGGUAUAGCUUGGAGUACCCUUUUGGUACUUUUGUAAACAGUGUACUUAGUUGGAGGGUAAAGAGUGGCAUUAGGUUUUGUUUUCCUUUCCGUUCAUAUUUCGGUUGAUAUAUUGGUUAAGGAAAAAAAGUGGAGAGGUUAAUUUUCCUAUCUGCUAUGCUAUUGCGUGACUUGUAUGCCGUAGCGGUCCAGGCUGGGAUUUAGGGUGCGGUUCUGCAUUGAUGGCAAGUUGCAGACGGGUUUCAGUUGUGCCUUAGGGCAUCAGCAAUCUACUCCUCCCUCAACAUCACUGUGGGGUGUAUUUCAUUUUCGGAAAAAAGAAUCAUAUUUGUAAAUAUCAUGUAACAAUUAGUCAAAACUGUACAUUCGUAUUGGUUGUAUAAACUACAUCAGUAGAUUCAUAUUUAGAAUAAUAUUAAGAUGACGAUUUUGUAACCAUUAACAAUAUAUUAUAGGAUAAAUUGAUAUUGAUGGAUGGAUGGAGAUUGGAGAAUGAA